GGUCCUUUGAUAUUUUUGUUUUUGAUGAACAAAUUCCGAAGAAGGCUUUUGUCCUCUUUCGAGGGAGUAGAGUCAUUCCUACAAAGUAACAACAAACUUGCUCCAAUUAGAUAUUCCUAUUCGGACAUAAAGAAGAUGACUAAGAAUUUUGAAGAUAAACUAGGCCAAGGAGGCUUUGGUUCUGUUUAUAAAGGAAAGCUUCGUAGUGGUCAUCUUGUAGCAGUCAAAUUGCUUGGAAAAUCCACAAGAAAUGGGCAAGACUUCAUCAAUGAAAUAGCAACUAUCGGAAGGAUCCAUCAUGUAAAUGUUGUCCAACUUGUUGGAUAUUGUGCUGAAAGAUCCAAGCGUGCUCUUAUUUAUGAUUUCAUGCCAAAUGGUUCCCUUGACAAGUACAUUUUCAAUCAAGAAAAAGCAUCUUCAUUAAGAUUGAAGUGGGACAUGAAAUUUAAGAUUGCAGUUCAAGUGGCUCGAGGGAUUGAGUACUUGCACCAUGGUUGUGACAUCCAGAUAUUACAUUUUGACAUCAAACCUCAUAAUAUACUUCUUGAUGAUAAGUUCGUCCCAAAAAUAUCAGAUUUUGGGCUUGCAAAACUAUGUGCCGCAAACAAGCAGGCAGUGACAUUGACGGCUGCUAGAGGAACUAUUGGGUAUGUUGCUCCUGAACUUAUCAAUAGAAGUAUUGGUGCAGUGUCUUACAAGGCUGAUGUGUAUAGCUUCGGGAUGUUGUUGAUGGAAAUAGUAAACUUAAAUAAAGACUUGACAAGGAACAAUGAUGAAUCUAGUAAGUAUUUUCCAAACUGGAUAUACGACCACUUGAACGAAGGUAGGAACAUUGACACUGGAAAUAUUGAUGAAAAUGAUGAUAGAAACAUUGGUCGGAAGAUGACUAUUGUCGCGUUAUGGUGCAUACAAAUGUGUUCAGACAAUCGUCCAUCAAUGAAUAAGGUGUUGGAGAUGUUAGAAGGUGAUGCCGAACAUUUGAAGAUCCCUAAUUACCCAGCGUAUAUGGCAGGAUAUGAGAAAAAAAACUGGGUUACGCCUACAGAUUCAAAUGUUUCCUUAUCAUUGUUGCAUGAUAACAAUGAUAGCAAUAUUAUUGAGAUUAUUAGUAAUGCUUGA
This is a messenger RNA of Salvia splendens (bonfire salvia), 1119 nucleotides long. RefSeq names its product rust resistance kinase Lr10. The coding region runs from base 25 to 1119 and encodes 364 amino acids. NCBI's taxonomy places the organism in Eukaryota, Viridiplantae, Streptophyta, Magnoliopsida, Lamiales, Lamiaceae. Gene Ontology annotation, molecular function: ATP binding; protein kinase activity. Gene Ontology annotation, biological process: protein phosphorylation. The record is from RefSeq and is a predicted model, not a curated record. The transcript has a single exon.